CCCACAAGAAAAUGUUUGUAAGGUGGAGGAGGAUGGGGUUUUCAGUGACCAGCACCUGGAUAACCUGGAGAGGAGCUGCAGCCCGGACCAGGAGGAACCAGGGCAUCCACAGACUACAGAACUGGAGGAAGACUCCAGCAGUCAGGAGAUGAAGCACGAGGACGUAGAGGUGGAUGUUCCAUUGGUCAAUGUCGCUGAUGUGAAAGUUGAAAAUGAUGAACCAGGACCAAACUGUGGCAAGCUGCUGUUGCACACUUCUCCUGAAGCUCAAAACAAAGAUGAGGAAGGGACUGAAAGUUUACGCUCAGACUCCAGUAAAACUGCAGAUCCGGAGCCAAUGAGACGACACGGUGACCACGAAGAUGCUGCUUUCCCGUCAGACAGCAACUGUAAAUCAAAGCUGAUCAGGACCCACACGAGGAAGAAGGUGUUUUCUUGCAGAACUUGCAGGAAAGAGUUUAGUAAACGUAGUAUUUUAAUGGAUCACAAGAAGAUCCACACUGGCGAAAGGCCGUACCUGUGCAACACCUGCAACAACGCCUUUACUUAUUUAUCACAUCUUAAACGCCACAUAACCACACACACAGGCGAGAAGCCCUACAUCUGCAAAACAUGUGGAAAAGGUUUCACGCAACGUUCCAACCUGGUGAUUCACUCGAGGACCCACACUGGCGAAAGGCCGUACCCGUGCAACACCUGCAGCAAAACCUUUACUAAAUUAUCAGAUCUUAAACGCCACAUAACCACGCACACGAGCGAGAAGCCCUACAUCUGCAAAACAUGUGGAAAGAAUUACAGGCAAGCUUCCCACCUGGUGGUUCACUCGAGGAGCCACACGGGCGAGAAGCCCUACAUCUGCAAAACAUGUGGAAAGAAGUUCAGUAGAAGUAGUAUUUUAAUGGAUCACAUGAAGAUCCACACUGGCGAAAUGCCGUACCUGUGCAGCACCUGCGGAAAAUCGUUUAGAAAAUCAUCAAUGCUCAAGAAGCAUAAAAUGAUCCACAAGGGCGAGAAGCUCUAUAUCUGCAAAACAUGUGGAAAGAGUUACACGCAAAAUUCCAAACUGGUGAUUCACUCGAGGACCCACACCGGUGAAAGGCCGUACCCGUGCAACACCUGCAGCAAAACCUUUACUAAUUUAUGGGAUCUUAGACGCCACAUAACCACGCACACGGGUGAGAAGCCCUACAUCUGCAAAACAUGUGGAAAGAGUUACAGGCAAGAUUCCCACCUGCUGGUUCACUCGAGGAUCCACACCGGCGAAAGGCGGUACCUGUGUAACAUCUGCGGAAAAUCGUUUAUAAACUCAUCACAUCUUAAACGCCACAUAACCACGCACACGGGCGAGAAGCCCUACAUCUGCAAAACAUGUGGAAAAAGUUACACAGAACGUUACAACCUGGUGGUUCACUCGAGGAUCCACACUGGCGAAAGGCCGUACCUGUGCAACACCUGCAGUAAAACUUUUACUAGAUCAUCACAUCUUAAAAGCCACAUAAACACGCACACGGACGAGAAGCGAUAUUUGUGCAAGACGUGCAACAAAGAGUUCAGUAAAAGUUGUAAUUUAAUGGAUCACGUGAAGAUCCACACUGGCGAAAGGCCGUACCUGUGCAACACCUGCGACAAAACCUUUACUACAUUAUCAAAUCUUAAACGGCACAUAACCACGCACACGGGCGAGAAGCCCUACAUUUGCAAAACAUGUGGAAAAAGUUACACAGAACGUUCCAACCUGGUGAUUCACUCGAGGACCCACACCGGCGAAAAGCCGUACCUGUGCAACACCUGCAGCAAAACCUUUACUAAUUUAUCAGCUCUUAAAAGCCACAUAACCACACACACGGACGAGAAGCCCUACAUCUGCAAAACAUGUGGAAAAAGUUACAGGCUACGUUCCACCCUGGUGGUUCACUCGAGGACCCACACUGGCGAAAGGCAGCACCUGUGCAACACUUGCGGAAAAACCUUUACUCAAUCAUCACUUCUUAAACGCCACAUAACCACGCACACGGGCGAGAAGCCCUACAUCUGCAAAACAUGUGGAAAAAGUUACAGGCUACGUUCCACCCUGGUGAUUCACUUGAGGACCCACACUGGUGAAAAGCCGUACGUGUGCAACACCUGCAGCAAAACCUUUACUAGAUCAUCAUCUCUUAAAAGCCACAUAACCACGCACCAAAUCUGUCAGGGGAGCUACCACAGUCGAAAAGUUUUUACAAAAACUGCGAUAGUACCCCACAAGACCCAGAAAGCGCUGAAGUUCCUUUUUGGUUGCUGGCACUGGAUACUGCCCAAUUGCAGCCACCUUAGCCUGUACUGCCCGCACAUUUCCCUGCCCCACUACCUUACCCAGGUGAAGAUGUUACUAUGGGUGGAGGUGGCACACCAUCAGCCCACACACGGCUACCAGCAAGAGGUGGAGGCCAGGAAGACCGUCCUUUUUGGCUCCCUGUCCUCUGGGAUAAAUACAAAGAAGAAAAAAGGCGAGUGGGAUCUUGUGGCUGUGUCCGUAAACGCUGUGGGGUCGGAGCACCGCAGCCCACAGGAAUUAAAAAAGAAGUGGUCGGACAUAAAGAUGGAGGUAAAGAGGAGAGCGGCUGCACACCGGCGAAGUGCGGCCAUGACGGGUGGUGGAGCAGGAACGGAGGCGCUCACCCCUUUUGAGGAGCGCGUGUGCGCAAUCGUGGGUGAGACCGUCCUCACAGGAUUCCUAUCUGUCCCUGAGGGCGACUCCGUCUCAUUUGAGCAGCCAAAUGAAGAUGAUGCCGAACCGGGAACCUCGGGGGUCACAGCCUCCUCCCUCCCAUCUGAGGAACCCCGCGCCACCGCUGCCUCCGAUCCUGAGGCCCGUCCGACCGGCCUCAUGCUGACGCAGGCGUGGGACGCCAUGGCGGUGCGCCAGAUUGUGCAAGGUGGCACAAGCAAUAAUGAUGCGGCCCACCUUGUCGGGGCGGUACAGCAGCAUCCCCCCGCUCCUGUCCAGGCAGCGCCACCGACAUUUCAGCUGCCCGAUCGCUCGCUCUACAACAGCUCUAGUGAUGGUAUGAGCGUGGUUGUAAGCGAGUUCUCGGGCAGUCUGGGGGAAAAUGGUGAACCAGGACCAAACUGUGACCAGCUGCUGUUGCACACUUCUCCUGAAGCUCAAAACAAAGAUGAGGAAGGGACUGAAAGUUUACGCUCAGACUCCAGUAAAACUGCAGAUCCGGAACCAAUGAGACGACACGGUGACCACGAAGAUGCUGCUGUCCCGUCAGACAGCAACUGUAAAUCAAAGCUGACCAUGACCCACACGGGGAAGAAGGUAUUUUCUUGCAGCACCUGCAGGAAAGAGUUCGGUAGAAAGAGUAUUUUAAUAGAACAUAUGAAGAUCCACACUGGCGAAAGGCCGUACCUGUGCAACACCUGCGGAAAAUCGUUUAGACAAUCAUCAACGCUCAAGAACCAUAAAAUGAUCCACACGGGCGAGAAGCCGUACCUGUGCAACACCUGCGGAAAAUCGUUUAGAAACUCAGCAACGCUCAAGGAACAUAAAAUGAUCCACACGGGCGAGAAGGCCUACAUCUGCAAAAUAUGUGGAAAAAGUUACAGGCAACGUACCAGCCUGGUGGUUCACUCGAGGACCCACACUGGCGAAAGGCCGUACCUGUGCAACAUCUGCAGAAAAACCUUUACUAAUUUAUCGUAUCUUAAACGGCACAUAACCAAGCACACGGGCGAGAAGCCCUACAUCUGCAAAACAUGUGGAAAAAGUUACACAGAACGUUCCACCCUGGUGGUUCACUCGAGGAUCCACACCGGCGAAAGGCCGUACCUGUGCAACACCUGCGGAAAAACCUUUACUGAAUCAUCAGUUCUUAAACGGCACAACACCCUCGCCCAGGUGACCCAGCCGGGGUGA
Molecule: messenger RNA, 3901 nt
Organism: Cololabis saira (Pacific saury)
Lineage: Eukaryota; Metazoa; Chordata; Actinopteri; Beloniformes; Belonidae
Product: zinc finger protein 585A-like
Exons: 10
Coding region: 149-3901 (1250 amino acids)
Source: RefSeq, a predicted model, not a curated record